Messenger RNA from Colletotrichum karsti, 1722 nucleotides. Its product is annotated as putative replication factor-a protein. The record is from RefSeq and is a predicted model, not a curated record. Lineage: Eukaryota; Fungi; Ascomycota; Sordariomycetes; Glomerellales; Glomerellaceae. The transcript has 4 exons. Gene Ontology annotation, cellular component: chromosome, telomeric region; DNA replication factor A complex; site of double-strand break. Bases 1 to 1722 code for a protein of 573 amino acids. Gene Ontology annotation, molecular function: nucleic acid binding. Gene Ontology annotation, biological process: DNA replication; double-strand break repair via homologous recombination; nucleotide-excision repair.
AUGGCAGACUUCACCGCCGAAGACCUCAGGUCUCGCAACCCAACCUUCCAGACCGUCAAUGACGCCUACAUCUUGCCCAACGAUAAUGCGGAACGCAAGCGUCUCUUCGAGAUGAACUGCGCCUUCACCGCACUGUUCAACAACAAUCCCAUCCGCGCACCGGUACAAGAGCCCGUCUCGACCAUCAUCGACAUCGGCUGCGGCGGUGGGGCCAUGACCCGAGAUCUUCGCGCCCUCUUCCCACACGCCCGCGUCGUCUACGGCAUCGACCUGACACCCGUGCCGCCUCUGCCCGGAGAUGACUCCACCGCCGCCGGGCCACGCCUCGAGUUCAUACAAGGGGACUUUUACAAGCUGGCGGGUACGGAUCCGCGCUUGCGUCCGGGGAGCGUCGACUUCGCCUGGAGCCGGCUGCUGGUGUGCGGUCUCACGGACUGGCGGGGCUACGCGAAGCACGUCUUUGAGUUGCUGCGUCCCGGCGGGUGGGCGCAGAUGAGCGAGUCCUGCGUGGACGCGUGGUUUGAACCCGGUAUCAGUGCCAGACCCGAGGGCUUCCGAGCUAAAACGGAGUGGGAAUGGCUCCGGGCCACGAGGAAGGGACUCUCGAAGAAGGGUCUUGACCCAGACGCAGGGCUGAAUGUGCCCGGUUAUAUGCGUCAAGCCGGCUUCGUGGACAUCCAACAGGUGCCUCUGAGGAUACCGUACUGGAAGGGGGCUCUUGAAGAGCAGCCAGAGGCUAAGUUGCUGAUGGACCUGUUGGUUGACGACCCGACGUCCCUGUUCUGGCACAUGAUAGCGAGGUCGACGGAGGACAUGGGCUUCAGCAGAGAAAAAGUCGCCGAGCUCCAGCUGGACUGCCUGAGAGACUUCGCUGCAUACGGAGGAUACCAAAAAACAUCAUACGGAGCCCAGGGAGGCGACGAGGGAGGCGGCUUCGUCUACGGUGGGUCGCAACAGAACAGCCAAGGCGGUGGCAAGGCGUAUAGCGAAGAAUCCCUCCGGCCCGUGACGAUCAAGCAAAUCAUCGACGCAGAGGAAGCCUACCCCGGUGCCGACUUCAAGAUUGACGGAACCACAGUCACACAAGUAACCUUCGUCGCCCAAAUCCGCCAAGUCUCCCCGCAACCGACAAACAUCACCCUCAAACUCGACGACGGCACCGGCCUGAUCGAGGCCAAGAAGUGGGUCGACACGGACAAGAAGGACGACGACGCCGCCAACCUCGAGCCCGACGCCCACGUCCGCGUCUGGGGCCGCAUCAAGUCCUUCAACGGCAAGCGCCACGUCGGCGCCCACUUCAUCCGCCCCGUCCAGGACUUCAACGAGGUCAACUACCACCUCCUCGAGGCCACCUACGUCCACCUCUACUUCACAAAGGGCCCCCUGGGCGCCGACGGUGCCGGUGCCAACGGCGGUGCCGGCGGCGGCGAUAGCAUGUUCGUCGACGGCAACGACUCGUACGGCGGCGGUGCGGGUGCCGGCGGCGCCGGUGGUAACUCGGCCCACGCGGGCAAGUUGAGGGGGUGCACGGCCAACGCGCAGAAGAUGUUCAACUUCAUCAACAACGCCCCCGGCGGGAACGAGGGCGUGCACAUCCAGCAGAUCUCGGGCGGCGCGGGGAUGAGCAUGCGGGACGUCAUGGGUGCGGCCGACGAGCUGCUCGGCCAGGGUCUGAUUUACACCACCAUCGACGACGAGACGUGGGCUAUCCUCGACUACUGA